GGGAAGCUCGGCGAAGAGCUCAACAACUUUCAAGCGAAGAGGAAGAUUGGUCAUCAUCACCGGCAUCAUCGUUAUCGACUUCGACGUCGCAAUCUUCGGGGCCUCGACCUUAUCAGCUGCCAACUCAGACACGUGGCGGCAAAGUGGCAGUGGACUAUUGGUGAGGGGCCGUGUGGCAUCUGUCGUGAACCGUUCGAAGCGUGCUGUGUUUCAUGCAAAACACCUGGCGAUGAAUGUCCACUUAAAGCGAGCCGUCCACAGUGCCCGCUGUGCCGACAGGAUUGGGAGUUUGCUCCAAUGAAUCCUCCGAAUGAGUAGCA
Gongylonema pulchrum is the source of this 320-nucleotide messenger RNA. The record is from the annotation of a GenBank genome assembly. Lineage: Eukaryota; Metazoa; Nematoda; Chromadorea; Rhabditida; Gongylonematidae.